Lates calcarifer (barramundi perch) is the source of this 1197-nucleotide messenger RNA. RefSeq lists its product as uncharacterized. Lineage: Eukaryota; Metazoa; Chordata; Actinopteri; Centropomidae. The record is from RefSeq and is a predicted model, not a curated record. The transcript is spliced from 4 exons. Bases 144 to 560 code for a protein of 138 amino acids.
CGACACCAUGACAACCAGUUGUUGCAUGACAACCAACCAUGACCCCAUGGACAGAGCAGACCGCUGGGCUCAAAUUAUCACCCAAGGGUGCCCAUUAUUUUGUGUGUCUAGCCUUCAACUAAUCCAAACAUAACAGUGGGAAAAUGAUGCGAAACAGUGAAGCAGCUGCAGGAGGGCCGCAGUAUGGACAAAGAAUGAUUUUUACAGGCCCAGAUGGAAUUGGAGACUACAGGCCGAGAUCUAAUUAUUUUCCCCGCUACAUCGGUGUGGGCGCCUCAUCACCUGAGGCCACAGGUGACCUCAGUUACUUGUGCCGAGCCGCACCACAUGCCCCCCCUCCGAUGCCCAGGCAGAGAUAUGUGGGGGAGGUUGGCUGGGGCUGGCAGUAUAACCAGCUGCUUAACAGUGGGACACUGCUCAGCAAUAUGCAAAUUAAGAGAACUGAGUUACGGACAGCGUUGGAGGACAGAGUGACUCACAGGUUUCAGGAAAAAAAAAAGAACAUGACAGAUGACUCACAACAAGUCAACACCAAGUUUCACAGAGACAGUUACAGCUAACAGCAGAUGGCAUUCUACCACCCACGGCAGCUGAAGGACCUGACUGUUAAUGAGAUGCGUCGAGUUUGAUUAAACAUCUUUUAAUCCCUCUAACACGCUGACUUUUCAGCAGUUUCAUUUUUCACACCCUCCAGCCUGUAUGAUUACAGAGAACUUCACAUAGAUUUUCGGCAUCAAAUAGAUUCAGAUAGUUGUCCUGCACAGUUCUACACACCUGUAAAAGUUCACGGAAAGUUUAUGAGUACACUUUAUCUGUUAUAAUGACACAAUGGAAUCACAAUCACAAUGGAAGUCUGAAUAAAAACUGGGCAAAAAAAUAGUCUUUGUAAACAUUCUGAGAAUUCGUUCAAAGUGGUGUAACAUGUCAGAUAUAGCAUUGAUUUCUUAAACUGAAGAUUAUUUCCAAAAAUAAUAGCAACAACCAAGUUGGUCAUCGAAGGUCCCUCUCCCCUCUAACAGUAUCACAGAUAUGGACUUUUGAUUCCUAUUUGAGAAGCACCUAGUAAUCCAUCCCCAUCGGCCAAAGCAAUCAUAUCCACUUACGUCUGGUGUAGAUAAGUGGACAGAUUGUUUACCACAAGAGAAGCCACCUAUUUUCUUGCAAUUUGCAGGAAAUACCAUCGCUACAAUAGGCUGC